AAUUCCCACGGCACUGCAGGUGAACAAGGCGGAGGAGGAGUGGGUGACGCGGCCGUGCCAGGAUAUCCCCCGUUCCCGAGGGGAUUUGGGGCGAUUCCCUCAUUCCCGCCGGGUCGUUCCCUGUGUAACUCCCUGUGGAAUUCCCGUGGGAUUGCAGGUGAACGAGGCGGAGGAGGAGCGGGUGCGGAGCGAGCGGGAGCACCAGCGGGUGACGCGGCUGUGCCAGGAGGCCGAGGCCGAGGUCCAGGCGCUCCAGAAGUCCCUGAAACGCGUCAUCCUGCGCAGCAAACCCUACUUCGAGCUCAAGGCCCAGUUCAACCAGAUCCUCGAGGAGCACAAAUCCAAGGUGACGGCCCUGGAGAGCCGCGUCUCCCAGGCCAAGACGCGCUACUCGGUGGCCCUGCGGAACCUGGAGCAGAUCAGCGAGCAGAUCCACGCCCGGCGGCUCCAGAGGCUCCUGCAGCGCCGGGAAUCCCCGGUGGGAGCCGAGAGCAGCCCCCGGCACUCCAGCCCGGAGUCACGGGGGGCGGAUUUGGGGGCGGAGUGUCCGGCCGGAGACUCCCUGUCCGUGCUCAGCCUCCAGACCGUCGCCUCCGACCUGCAGAAGUUCGACUCCGUGGAACACUUGGUGGGAAUCUCGGACGCCGCCAGCCUGGGGAGCGACGAGCCCGGGGAGCGGGAGCGGCGCCGGAGCCUCCGGCACCACCGGAGCGUCAGCCUCUGACCCCGAAUUCCCGGGAAUCCCCGCCCCCAACGCACUCGAAAGGCACCGGGAAUUCCACCGAGUUUCUCAGAGUUGUCCCAAAGCCCCCCCCAGAAAUUCCCCAAAUCCCACAGAAACCCUCCCCGAGUUCGCCCGAACACCUCCGAAAUCCCACAGAAUCCACCCCAAAUUCCCCCAAAAUCCCCGCAAAUUCACCCAAGACUGGUCCAGAAUUCCACAAAAAAAUCCCCCCAAACUUACCUGAAAUCCCGCAAAAAUCCAGCCAAAGUUCCCCCCCAAAUCCACCUGAAAUUCCACCAAAAUCUUCCCCAAAUCCGCCCAAAUCUACCCCAAAAUCACCCCCAAAUUCUGCCACCAAAAUCCACCUAAAAUUCCCCCCAAAUCCACCCCGAGUUAGCCCAAAAUUCCUCCCCAAUCCACCCAAAAUUCCCACAAAAUUCACCCCAAAUCCCACAAAAAUCCACAUAAAAUUCCCCCCAAAUUCACCCCAAAAUUCCCCAAAUCUGCACAGAAUCCAGCAGAAGUUCCCCAAAAUUCCCCCCAAAAUCCACACAAAUUUUCCCCCCAAACUCUGCCAAAAUUCCCCCAAAAUUCUCCAUACUUCCACAAAAAAUUCCAGCAAAAUUUCCACAAAAAUCCACCCAAAAUCUACCAGAAUUCCCCCAAAUUUCCCAAAAUUCCCCCAGAUCUACCCAAAAUGCACCCAAAAAUUGACAUCAAUCCCAGGGAAUCCCAAAAAAUCCUGGGAUUGGUGGGUGGUGCCAUCAUGUCCCGUGGAAUUCCUGGAUGAGGCUUGGAAGAGCCUCUUGGACGGUGUCGGUGCCUGGAUUUGGGAUCC
This is a messenger RNA of Corapipo altera (White-ruffed manakin), 1562 nucleotides long. RefSeq names its product SH3 binding domain protein 5 like (gene SH3BP5L). The record is from RefSeq and is a predicted model, not a curated record. The transcript has 2 exons. Lineage: Eukaryota; Metazoa; Chordata; Aves; Passeriformes; Pipridae. The annotation marks the transcript as partial. Gene Ontology annotation, cellular component: cytoplasm. Gene Ontology annotation, biological process: negative regulation of protein tyrosine kinase activity; intracellular signal transduction. Gene Ontology annotation, molecular function: protein kinase inhibitor activity.